CACUUCAGACGUUUACAUGUAGACUAGGUUAGCCGACGUUUCAUGCUUCGCCCCCGGUGAGAGACACUGGUUCGACACAUGAUGGGACCCUCUGAGGUAUUGAUGGCUGAUUUAGUUUAUUAUUUCACCACCUGGUCUCUUUGGUCAUCUCUAUUUUCUGUUUAUAAAUGUGGGGAAAACGUCUUUCUAUCACGUGCCCUUUCUUUUUGGUUCAUAGAUUUAAUGCUUUUUCUAAAUAUAUGAGGCGUUAGCUGAGAUGAGAAUCUGAAAUAUUCCUCAUGUUUUCCAUAUGUAAUCCACAAGGACUCUUUAGGCGCAUGACUUGUGCGUCGAUGUGGGGAGAGUUGAAGGGUUGUUUAAGAAAACCUGCUACCAAAGCACAUUGUGACUGUUUACCAAUGCACCGUGUGCCUUCUCUGUCACACCCAACUUAUGUGCCAUCCUAAGUGGAUAGUGAGGGCAAAAUAGCAGUUCUACAUGAUCUCUUCACUAUUUCACAUCUAGGUGUUAAGGCCAGAGGGUGUGCUUGACCUUGCCUAGGCCGUAACAGUACAGCGUUAGCUAAUAAACAGGGCGCAGCCACAGUCCACCCAGAGAUUGUCAUAAUCCACUUUUGAAAUAUGUUAAAAGCAAGCGUGAGUUUCAUGGCCGUCCGACACAUUCUUCAUCGCCGCAUAAAAACUCCGAGGUGAUCUGAGGGAGCGUCAGUCAACACAAAGCGAACCUGGGAGAGCGAGCUGUUCCUCUGUCAACUGAAAAAUAAACAAAAUCAAACCAUGAGGGCUGCGUCUUACACCCAGAAGAGCCUGCAAGUCAGCGGCUCCAGCGGCAGAGUGAGGGUUCAGAGCCCGUCGCCCUCCCGGUGCCGCGGGUCCUCGUACGACGACCGCGGACGCGCCGGUUAUCGCAGCACCGCCGUCGAGGUGGGCACGCAGAUGCAUCAGCAACACGCCAACGAGAAAGAGGAGAUGCAGGAGGUCAACGUCAAGUUUGCGGGAUACAUCGACAAGGUCCAGGCACUGGAGCAGAGGAACGCCGCGCUUCACGCUGAGCUGGCUGCGCUGCAGAGCCGCUACAAGGGAGGCCCCGCGGGCAUCGGGGAGGAAUAUGAGCUCAAGUUCAAAGAGGUGCAGGAGCUGAUUGAGACCCUGACCAACGAGAAGGGAGCGGCCGACAUUGAGCGAGGCUACAUUGAAGAAGAGGUCGAAGUGUGGCGGCUAAAACUGGACGAGGAGCUGGAGCUCAAAGCAGAGGCCGAGCUGAUCCUGAGGGAGUUUCGCCAGGAUGUCGACAGUGCCACGCUGCAGAAGGCAGAGCUGGAGAAGCGCAUCGAGCAACUGGUGGCCGAGAUCGAGUUCCUCAAAAAGCUCCACGACGAGGAAGUGGCUGACCUCAUGAAGCAGAUCGAGGACUCGAAGAUCACCGCGGAGCUGGACGGCGAUCGGCCCGACCUGGCCGCUUACCUGCGCACCAUGCGCGCCGAGAUCGAAUCGGUCGCCGCCCGCAACGUCCAGGAAGCUGAGAAAUGGUACAAGAGCAAGUUUGACACCCUCAAGGAGCACGCCGGCAAACACGAGGAUCAAAUGAAGACCAUGAAGGACGAGAUCACGACCUUCCACAGCCAAGUGUCGGAGCUGCAGAACCAGAUAGAUGGUAUGAAGGCUCGCAACGGAGCCCUGGAGCAACAGCUGGACGACAUGGAAAUGUCCCACAUGGAUAAGGUGGGGAGCCUCCAGAGUGUCAUUGAUCAGUUGGAGGCCCAGCUAUGCGAAACCAAACUAGAGAUGACAAAGUAUCUCCAAGACUACCAGGACCUGCUGCACAUUAAGCUCAAGCUGGAUGCCGAGAUCGCCACCUACAGGAAGCUGCUGGAAGGGGAGGAGCACAGGCUUGGGAUCGCCAAAACGGUCUGAAGCGGCGGCCGAGAAGAAGAGCAGAGAAUUAUAGAGUGGAGGUAUCAGCUCAUGACCUUCACUUCUUACCCAUACUUUACCCUCCUUACUCCAGGGGCUGGUCAAUAACCGACUUGGCGCAGAUUUGAGCUUCAGGACGGAUGCCAAAAUGACACUCUACUUGGAACUUUACUAUUGAAAUUUGAACUAACGAGGGACACUUUUAUCAAAUGUAACAAAACAAAGCGUUCUAAACACGUUUGUUCUUUCAUGAGAACGGUGACCCAGAUAUUUUAAAAUUGCCAAAAUAAUGAUAAAAAAAUGAAGCAAAAACCUAUGCCUACCAUAGUGAGAUGCCCAACCUGCAAACCAAAUGUCAGCUGGAAUCCUCUGAUCAAAAAAUGAAGGAAACAAGAUUACCUGUCUGACAAAUCUUUUUUUGGACAUUCAGUAUUGAGAUUUUAUCCUCAGCUCAUCCAACCACCUUACUAUCCUUGCCGUACCGUAACGCCAUCAUCCUGUCAUCUUUGCUUAAGCCUUCAUUUCUCUUGAGUUAGACUCUUUUUUUUUUUUCAUUUUUUCCCCUACAUCUUCUGGCUGUCUUCCGCCGCCACUGCUUCUCUUGAUGAAACUUGGAUCCCACCUGCUUUUGCAGAAGAAGCAUCGUCCUGCUGUGACGUUUCACGUCUCAACCCAAACAAAGCAGUCUUUUGUUUUGUCUUCACAAUUCACCACUGAUUACUCAAUGUUUUGACACGACUCCUAUAUUGACUAUUCCCACUAAUGUCGACCAAUUAUUACAUAAUAAAGAUUGACGUGAGUGCAUUCAACA
Gasterosteus aculeatus aculeatus (three-spined stickleback) is the source of this 2724-nucleotide messenger RNA. RefSeq names its product vimentin-related 1 (gene vimr1). The record is from RefSeq and is a predicted model, not a curated record. Lineage: Eukaryota; Metazoa; Chordata; Actinopteri; Perciformes; Gasterosteidae. Gene Ontology annotation, cellular component: intermediate filament; cytoplasm. Gene Ontology annotation, biological process: intermediate filament organization. Gene Ontology annotation, molecular function: structural constituent of cytoskeleton.